GUCACUUCCAGCUGAGAAGUGACAUUUGAGUAAAUUUUAAUCAGUAUUUUUGUAACAUUUAUAAACAUUAUAAUAACAACAUAAUCAUUACGAAAUUGUGUGUGCUAAAGACUGGUUAUGUAUACAGAGACGAUAAUAAAAAUAAAUAUUUCCAAAUAAUUUAUUUAUUGUGUAUAAUAGUUCAACAUCAAGUUUUUCCGUACAAUUUUUAAAAUGUCUCAAACUUUUAGCAAAAUAAUUCCAGUAACAAGUCCCAUAACAACAUCUUGUAUGGAAUAUGUACAUCCUUGGACUGAAAGUUGCGCUCAGGCUACUUGUGGUCUCUAUUUGUACUGUAUCUAUGAUUCCUUAAGAAUCUAUGGAACUGUUUACAUGUUAACAUUGUUGAUGAAGGGAAAGAUACCUUCAAAAGAAGAUUUGAAAAAAACUCUAUAUGGUAUAAUUCAGUCCACAGCUUUUCUCAGUUUCACAGGAUUUGGAUAUUCACUUUUUUUGUGUUUAUUAAGGAAAACUUUGGGCAACUUCAAUAUUUUAACAGUAUCUGCAGUACCAUCUUUUCUUUCUAGUGUUUUUUCAAUUUUAAUAGAAAGACCAAGCAGACGCAUCCUUUUGGCUCUUUAUGUCAGUAACAUAGCCACCGAAACGUUAUGGAAUAUGGCCAAAUCCAGAAAUUUAGUUCGAAGCAUUAAGCACGGAGAUGUGAUAAUUUUUAGUUUGAGCAUGGCCAUACUCUCUCUAUUUUUCAAAAGUGGUUACCAUAAAAAAUCUGAUGCUGAUAACAACCACGAAGAUGCAAUGUUCAGAAUAAUGAGGUUUGUAGUCGGACCUUACGAACAGGAAGGUUACACAUCUGGAGAACCGAACGGUUUUCACAGAAGAGUAGAUAAAGAAAACGGAUCUUCGGUUUCUCCUUCUUCUUCGCAAGUCUACAAAAAGAAAAAUACGAUAUUCCAUGUCGUUACUCAAAUGUUGAAGGUGUAUAGUAAUAUAAUUAAUAAAAUCAAGAGCUGUGAUAGAAGCAAUACCUGUCCGCAUCCUUUCAGUUGUCUGUAUUAUAUCACAGAGGGUACCGGAAGAAUGUUCUCUUUAGGUUUAGGUUUGCAAGUAACCCUAAAAUUAGUCCUAAAUUUAAAAAGGAUAUUUAUGUCGCCAACGACAAUAAAAAGCAUUUUAUUUAAAAGAGAAACUUUCAAUUUGCCCAUAUUCUUAGGAAUGUAUAAUUGUUUAUUUAGGGCGUGCCUUUGUAUUUUAAGGAGAAUAAGAGGUAAAGAUAGUCCUGUACAUGCUCUACCCGCAGGAAUUUUAGCGGGAUUAGCUUUCAGUAGAUAUCCAGAUUCCACGAUAGCUUUGUACGUUAUGUGGAAAGUGGCACAGGUGACAUAUAAUUUAGGAAUUGACAAAGGUGUUGUACCAAAGGUAUCUGGAUUCACAGAACUGCUAUACUGCUUUAGUACCGCCGUACUUUUCCAUGCAGCCAUAUUAGAACCAACAAAUCUUAGGCCAAGUUAUUGGAAAUUUUUACAUUCCAUUUCUGGUGGCAGGAUUGCUUGUAUGGCUAGAGCGCCAUUAGAUGUUUGGGGUUUGAAUUCGACCGAUUCGCUAAAUAAUGUUUUGAUGAAGACCAAAACUGUACCAAUUGUAUAUUUUUAGUAAAAACAAUCCGUCUGCUUAGAAAAUUUGUGUAUGUUUUAUGGUUUUUAUUAUUUUUUUUGUUAUUUUUGUUUGCAAGAAUAUAAAAAGACGUUAUUGCUACCAUUGGGUAAAAGAUAUAUUUUGGAAAAAUAAAUACAUUUUGUAUACA
This is a messenger RNA of Diorhabda carinulata, 1801 nucleotides long. RefSeq names its product transmembrane protein 135-like. NCBI's taxonomy places the organism in Eukaryota, Metazoa, Arthropoda, Insecta, Coleoptera, Chrysomelidae. The transcript is spliced from 8 exons. The coding region runs from base 214 to 1650 and encodes 478 amino acids. The record is from RefSeq and is a predicted model, not a curated record.